CAGGUGGAAGUUUACAAGUUCACCUCAGCAGUCUGGCAUGUUAAACGAUAAAAACAGAAAAAACUUCUAAUGAGAUGAUAAGAGGAGAAUCACGACUGAAGUGAGGUGAUGUGCAGCAAAAUGACUUUAGUGUCAUUUGAAAUCAUUGAAAGCAAGUGAAGAAACGCAGGACAGACAGUCACCGUAAUCUCACGCUGGGCUCCUUGAGAACCAGUGUGAAACCAGAGCAGAGCCUAGGUGAGACACUGCAGCCGUUCCCACGGCAAUGACCAAUUAAAAGAGAACGUGAUUGAAACCUUCGUCAGGACGUGAGCUUCCCACACCUUAUGUGUUCUGCAUGUGUGUGUGUGUUUCAUUAUAGAUUUAUAUACAGCCGUGGUAAAAAUAAAGACACCAUUCUAAAUAUUAAUUUCAUCAUCAUUUCUAGAUGUAUCGUGCUCAUUUCAGUCCAGUGUUUGCUGAAUUUCAACCAAAUCAAACCUCAGGAGUGACAUAAAGUCAUCCAGCAGACGGACAGCAUGACAAGACACGUGACAACUGAGAUCAGAAUCCAGAUUAUCACAUUUGAGCUUUUUCUAAAUACAUGUAGAAAUAUGACUGUUGUUUUGCUUAAAAGUGAAUGUGAACUGGUUUUCUUUGCCGUAUUUGACGUCUGAAAAACACACAGCAUCUUCUCUGUUAAUUUCACCUGUUUUCAUUUAACAUUAUUUUAUUAAAAACAUUAUUUUUAUUUGAAAUUUGGUAAAGAAAAAUGAAAAUUUUUCCUAAACACCUAGUAAUAGUUCAUUCAGAAAAACUGAUUUUAAAAGAUUUUUUCUGUUGUUGUAUAUCACAUUUGUUUGUUUUUAACGCCGUAUCGGCACUGAAAGCCUAUAUCACACUAAUAAAAACACACCUGUUGACCUAUUCUGCACAAAUUCUUCACAGAUCUUUCUUUCCUUACAAUUGCAUUGUUUUAUAAUGCGUUUGAUAAGCCAAGCAUCCAGAACGCCAGACGAACAUCUGUAGUGUCUCACACUUUGAUAAGAACAGCGUGAGGCGAAGCCGGCGAGAGCGCAGAAAACACACACAGAAGUGUUCUCGGACUCAUUGAGAGAAUAUCAGACGCUCAAACACUUUAAACCAUCAGAGUUUAAAGAGCGUGAAGUGAAACCCAAGAGAGGUGUCGUUCUGUUCUGAUCUCAGAUGCAGUGACAGAAAUCACAUUCUCACUGGACACCUGGAUGUUCAACUAAUGAAAUAGUUCAAGUAGUGUAAACUUAAUUUAUAUUAAAAAAAAUAUUGUACAAGAGUUCCUGUAACUAAUUCUUACUUUUGAGUUAGUUUCACUUAAUUCCAACAAGGUCAUUCAAGACGAUCAUUUGUUGAGAAUGAAUUUCAGUUCCCAGCAUGCUUUGCGUGAGACUGCAUUAGGAGAGUCGGUUUUGAAAUCGAGUGUUAUUUUAUGAGUUUUUAGAAAGGAAAAAGCCUUGUUAAUGAUGAAUGUUCAUUUAUCUUGGAUAUUUAGAAGAGUUUGUUGUAUUUUUGACUUUUGGGGUUACAUGGUGCAGAAGAGGUGCUUGUGCUUAGGUUGUGGGAGGAGCCAGAGCAGUCCAUCACUCUCUCUGUUUGUUAAAUGUUUAGGUUGUUAUACUAAGACCUUUCUUUUAUUUAACUGGAAAUAAAUAAGUUACCUUAAAGGAAUUAACAUGCAUGAGUACAACAAACUCAAAACUUGGUAGUUUUGCUUGCUUAGAUUUGGGAACACCAUAACUCAAAAGAUGUGAUGCAACUGAUUACCUCAAAGUUUUGUUUGAGUUUAGUUUUGUUUUCGGGUUUACUCUGAUAACAACACUGAAGCUGAAACAGCAUUUGCUCCCAAGAGUUGAAGUUGAAGAGUUUCGGGUUGGGUAAUGGGUUUGUCCUGACACAUCUGUUGAGUCACAGUACAUCAGGGAACAACAUGAGCUUUGAAAGGAAAAGCAAAUGUUUGUGUGAAAUGUUCGCCGAGAUGAAAUUGCUUUGACCAAAUGAGAACGUGUCCAGUUGAGCAUCCAGAAAACCUGAUGCAUUUCAUUCUGACGGAGGCACUUCAGUCCACACGUCACCUCUCUCUGUCCCAGCUUUCAUCUUUAUUUACAUCUAUUCAUACACGCUGUCAUUCUCACAUGGUUUAACAUCACUCUUUAGAGUCUCAUCAUCCUGCUUUCUGUUUUAGAUCUCUGAAGAAUGGAUGUGAAUGUGUUUUAUCUGGAGAACGUCAGUAUUAACCACAGCGCGUUCUUCAACGACAGCAGGAACGUCACGCUCUUACCGUAUUAUCAGCAUUCUCUGGCGGUGGCCACUCUCUUUAUUCUGGCGUAUGUUCUCAUCUUCUCGCUGUGCAUGGUGGGAAACAUCCUGGUGUGUUUCAUCGUGCUGAAAAACAGACAAAUGAGAACGGUCACAAACAUCUUCAUACUGAACCUGGCCAUCAGCGACGUGUUAGUGGGCAUCUUCUGUCUCCCCAUCACGCUGGUGGAUAACCUCAUCACAGGUUGGCCGUUCGAUGUGGUGAUCUGUAAGAUGAGCGGUCUGGUUCAGGGGGCUUCGGUCUCUGCGUCAGUCUUCACGCUGGUGGCCAUCGCAGUGGAGAGGUUCCGCUGUAUCGUUUAUCCCUUUCAGCAGAAGUUGACUCAGCGUCAGGCCAUCAUCACCAUCGCCUUCAUCUGGGCUCUGGCCGUGGCCAUCAUGUGUCCCUCGGCGGUCACGCUGACGGUCUCGCUGGACCUCCAGCACGUGACGGUGGACCGGAACGACAUCACUCACCCCCUGUACACCUGCUGGGAGGCGUGGCCUGACCGGAGCAUGAGGAAGAUCUACACCGCCGUCCUCUUCUCGCACAUUUACCUGGCGCCCGUCGCGCUCAUCGUCAUCAUGUACACGCGCGUCGCCGUCAAGCUGGUCCGAUCGCCGGACUCCAUCCGAGACGCCCGCGCGGAGGACGAGAGCCGGCGGGUUCACAGGAGAAAGCUGAAGGUGGUGAACAUGUUGCUGAUGGUGGCUUUGCUCUUCACCGUGUCUUGGCUUCCUCUGUGGAUCGUCAUCAUGUUGACGGAUUACGGGAAUCUGACGGCCGCUCAGCUGGAUCUGGUGGCCGUCCACAUCUUCCCGUUCGCUCACUGGCUGGCCUUCUUCAACAGCAGCGUCAAUCCUAUAGUUUACGGAUACUUCAACGAGAACUUCCGUCGAGGAUUUCAGGCGGCGUUUAAGCUCGGUCUUUGUCUGGCGGAGGUGCCGCCGCAACCCAGACGCAACGGCGCAUGGAAACACAACCGGGUGUUUGCGGACGGGGAGCGGGCGAGCGCGCAGGGUAACGGCAGGAGAGACGGGAGUGAUGAGUUAGUGCUGGAGGAUAUGGACUGAAUCCUUCAUUCGAUGCACAACUACACACAAAAACUUCUGUGAAACACAAAAGAUAUGUUAAAGCACCUUUUUCUGAUAUACCACUAGUCCUCUAAAACUGGAGUGUGUGUUGUUUUUGUCCUUUUUAGAGCGUUUCAAUGUGUUGUAAGCAUGCUAAUCCACUGACUUUGUCUGCUGUACUGGAAAGAUGUUUAAAAAAAGUGAAAUGUCAUGUUAUUUUAUUAUGUUAUCAUGUUUUUAUUUUGUUAGUUCGCUGUAUUUUUCAGUAAUUAUUAUUACUUCAUCAAAACAACCCAACUGCAGUUUUAUUAUUAUAUUGGAAUGCACAAUCAAAAAACACCAUUAAAAAAAAAAAACGGAGUUAUCUGUUUUUGCAAAUGAACUCUUCGACUGUAUAUUUGUACAGCGCUUAUAUGGUUUUCUGUAGUCUAUAGUCUAAUGUUGUCUGAUAUGUAAAUAAGUCAAUGUUCAAUUGCUGUUUGUUCUAUUACAUUUCAUUUUCACAUGUACGGUGUGUUAUAAAAAUCACAUAUGGCACUUUCUUAAAAUUGAUAUUAUGUAUGAAGUCUUGAAAAUGCAUAUUUCUUGUGUCAUUUUUUAAAAUAUAAUUUUUAGUUUGGUGGCUAAAAUUCACAAAAAGUGCUGAGAUGCAGUCCUUCCCUGUGUGACAACAUGCCCCGGCCUCUCACACAUGUAACUCACCUGAAUCACGUGUGUUGACUCUGUGUCACUCCGGAUUGUUUGGUCACCUUGAAAGAACACAAGCAUGAAUUUACUCUCUUGAUCUGCACUGUAUAUGUUAUCAUCUGUUAUUAUCCAUCACAAUAAAACUGCUGAAGCUACAAUCUGAACUGCAAAGA
This is a messenger RNA of Triplophysa rosa, 4244 nucleotides long. Its product is annotated as neuropeptide FF receptor 1-like. The transcript has 4 exons. Gene Ontology annotation, biological process: G protein-coupled receptor signaling pathway. NCBI's taxonomy places the organism in Eukaryota, Metazoa, Chordata, Actinopteri, Cypriniformes, Nemacheilidae. The record is from RefSeq and is a predicted model, not a curated record. The coding region runs from base 2209 to 3384 and encodes 391 amino acids. Gene Ontology annotation, molecular function: peptide binding; neuropeptide receptor activity. Gene Ontology annotation, cellular component: membrane.